Messenger RNA from Cebus imitator (Panamanian white-faced capuchin), 893 nucleotides. RefSeq names its product granzyme A (gene GZMA). Gene Ontology annotation, molecular function: serine-type endopeptidase activity. Gene Ontology annotation, biological process: negative regulation of oxidoreductase activity; positive regulation of apoptotic process; proteolysis. The coding region runs from base 46 to 828 and encodes 260 amino acids. The record is from RefSeq and is a predicted model, not a curated record. NCBI's taxonomy places the organism in Eukaryota, Metazoa, Chordata, Mammalia, Primates, Cebidae. The transcript has 5 exons.
CUGAAAACAGAUUUUCAGGUCGAUUGAUGUGGGACAGCAGCCACAAUGAGGAACUCCUACAGAUUUCUGGCAUCCUCUCUCUCAGUUGUUUUUCUCCUGCUAAUUCCUGGAGAUGUCUGUGAAAAAAUUAUUGGAGGAAAGGAAGUAACUCCUCAUUCAAGACCCUACAUGGUCCUACUUCAGCUUAACAAAAACAACAUCUGUGGCGGGGCUUUGAUUGAAAAAGACUGGGUGUUGACUGCAGCUCACUGUAACUUGAGCAAAAGGUCCCAGGUCAUUCUUGGGGCUCACUCAAUAACCAAGAAAGAGCCAGAAAAACAGAUAAUGCUUGUUAAGAAAGUGGUUUCCUAUCCAUGCUAUGAUUCAACCACACACAAAGGUGAUCUUCAACUAGUACAGCUGAUGAAAAAAGCAACAAUUAACAAAUAUGUGACUACCCUUCAUCUACCUAAAAAGGGGGAUGACGUGAAACCAGGAACCAUGUGCCAAGUUGCAGGGUGGGGGAAGAUUAAGAGUAUGUCAUCUCGGUCCGAUACUCUGAGAGAAGUCAAUAUCACCAUCAUAGACAGAAAAAUCUGCAAUGAUCCAAAGCACUAUAAUUCUAACCCUGUAAUUGGAAAAAAUAUGAUUUGUGCUGGAAGCCACCGAGGUGAGAAAGACACGUGCAAUGGAGAUUCUGGAAGCCCUUUGUUGUGCGGGGGUGUUUUCCGAGGUGUCACUUCCUUUGGCCCUGUGAAAUGUGGACACCCUCAAAGGCCUGGUGUCUAUAUUCUUCUCUCACAGAAAUAUCUCAACUGGAUAAUUGGGACUAUCAAGGGGGCAGUUUAAAUGACUGUUUCAUUUACUGUGGCUUCUUAAUCUUUUCGCAAAUAAAAUCAAUUUGCAUGACCGUA